AUGGUGGACGCAACAACGUCGUCGGAGCCGUCCAGCGAUAUCGAGAAGCUGGAGCACUUCCCGACAGAUGGUUCAGAUUCAGAAGCCAGGCAGAUCAAGACGGAGAGAGAGAGAACAGACGCAUCCAGCAAUGCCACUAGUGAUGGAGAAGGAGAGGUUGACCAGCGUGAUGACGAUGAGAACCAGCCAACGACCAGCAUCGCGAGCCGUGUCCUCAGUCGGAUGACUUCACGCUCAAGCGUUGCGCCAGGGCCGCCACCUGAUGGAGGGUUUACCGCAUGGAUGUGUGUUCUCAGUGGACAUCUCGUCAUCAUGAAUACUUGGGGUGUCAUCAACUCUUUUGGUGUAUUUCAACCGCACUACACGUCGACUCUGAACCGUGCGCCGUCUGACAUCUCUUGGAUCGGCUCAUUCGAGAUCUUCCUGCUCUUCUUCAUCGGCACCUUUACCGGCCGCUUGACCGAUGCGGGAUUCUUCCGCCUCCUUUUCGCCACGGGCUCCGUGCUCGUGGUGGCCGGCACCUUUGCCACGUCGUUCUGCACACAGUACUGGCAGUUCUUCCUGGCGCAGGGCGUCUGCAUGGGCCUCGGCAAUGGAUUCUUGUUCUGCCCGUGCCUGUCUCUGCUUGCGACGUACUUUCAGAAGAGGCGAGCGCUGGCGAUCGGCAUCUCGGCAUGCGGCAGCGCGACGGGCGGCCUGGUGUUUCCCAGCAUCGUCAGGGAACUGCUGCCGCGGAUCGGGUUCGGCUGGACGAUGCGGGUCAUUGGGUUCAUCCAGCUGGCCACCAUGCUCGUGAGCUUCUUCUUCCUCAAACCGAGGAUCGCUCCGCGCAAGGCCGGCCAGCUGGUGGAGUGGGCGGCCUUCGCGGAGCUCGAGUACACGUUCUACGCCUUGGGGUCCUUCCUGUGCUUCAUGGGGGUCUACUUUGCCUUCUUCUACCUCGCCUCCUACUCGCGCGACGUGGAGGGCCUGUCCUACCUCAACUCGCUCAACCUCCUCCUGCUCCUCAACGGCAUCGGCGUCAUCGGCCGGCUGCUGCCCAACUACGUCGCCGACACGCUCGGCACCCUCAACAUGUUCAUCCCCAUGGCCGGCAUCAGCUCGCUGCUGGCCUUCUCGUGGAUGGCCGUGUCGUCCGAGCCGGGCCUCUACGCCUGGGUCGUCUUCUACGGCAUCGCCGCCGGCGGCAUCCAGAGCCUGUUCCCCGCCGGGCUGAGCGCGCUGACGUCGGACCCGCGCAAGCAGGGCACGCGCAUGGGCAUGGUCUUUACGAUUGUGAGCUUCGCCGUGCUGACGGGGCCGCCCAUCGCGGGGGCCGUCAUCGACGCCACGGGCGGGCGGUACGUCGGCGCGCAGGCCUUUGCGGGGAGCUGCAUGGCCCUCGGCAUGGGGGGGUUGCUGGCGGCCCGGGAGGUCAAGAGACGGAAACUCGGCAAGGGCGUUUGGGCCAAGGUGUGA
Molecule: messenger RNA, 1458 nt
Organism: Verticillium nonalfalfae
Lineage: Eukaryota; Fungi; Ascomycota; Sordariomycetes; Glomerellales; Plectosphaerellaceae
Exons: 4
Coding region: 1-1458 (485 amino acids)
Biological process (GO): transmembrane transport
Cellular component (GO): fungal-type vacuole membrane
Molecular function (GO): transmembrane transporter activity
Source: RefSeq, a predicted model, not a curated record